This is a messenger RNA of Colletotrichum scovillei, 1507 nucleotides long. Its product is annotated as translation factor pelota. Bases 259 to 1458 code for a protein of 399 amino acids. Gene Ontology annotation, cellular component: cytoplasm. Gene Ontology annotation, biological process: ribosome disassembly; nuclear-transcribed mRNA catabolic process, no-go decay; RNA surveillance. NCBI's taxonomy places the organism in Eukaryota, Fungi, Ascomycota, Sordariomycetes, Glomerellales, Glomerellaceae. The transcript is spliced from 2 exons. The record is from RefSeq and is a predicted model, not a curated record.
CCGCCACCGGGCAGCCCAGCGCUUCUGGCGUCACUUUCGGAGAUACAGUGCAGUGACGGCCUAAAAUGAUGCGCAGUGCAUUCCGUUCCCCGGCAGCUAAUCAGAGCCCAGAGGUAAUUCAAUUUGCCAAUCUGCGUCCAGAUAUUUUCAAACAUUCUCGAUCUUCGUCAUCGUCGCAACUUCAAUUUCUUUCCAACACGAACCUAGCACUUUCUUGCCCCCUUUCUCGCGUGCUUCAAUAGCACACCCUUCUAAACAAUGAAGCUUGUUCCUACGAAGCCGUCGCAAAAUAUUGCCGAGGAUGCAGUUACCCUCAUGCCCGAAGAUUCUGAGGAUAUGUGGCAUGCCUACAACCUCAUCACACCUGGCGACCUCGUCAUGGCGCAUGCCGUGAGGAAAGUUGUCGCCGAAACGAAAACCGGCAGCACCAUUUCCGAACGAGUCCACACCGUCCUUGCGAUCCAAGUCAAGAGCACAUUCUUCGAUCCCAUUGUCGGCCAGCUCCAAGUCAGCGGCGUAGUCAAAUCGGAAAAUGCGUACGUCAGUCUGGGUCAAUAUCACACGCUUGACCUCGAGGUCUCUCGCCCCUUCACGUUGAGCAAGCCGCAGGGCUGGGACUCGGUCGCCAAAGACACAUUAUCAGAGAGUCUGUCGGACGACAAAGAUGGCGCAAUGGCUGCCGUCGUCAUGCAGGAGGGCAUUGCCAACAUCUGCCUCAUCAGCCAAUUCCGCACCGUCGUCAAGCAGCGAAUCGAAAGCGUCAUACCCAAAAAGCGAAGCGCCGCGACCGAAACCUCACAGGGCAUGACCCGCUUCUACGAAAAGACGCUGACCGCCCUUCUCCGAACCGUCAAUUUUGACACUCCGAGACCCCUGCUCCUCGCCAGUCCUGGGUUCACCGCGGCCGAUUUCAAAAAGUACAUUGCGGACGAGGGGAGGGACAAAUCAGACAAGAAGCUGUCGGGAAUUGCCAGGGAGGCGGUCGUCAUUCACACAAAUUCGGGCCACGUGCACAGCCUCAACGAGGUUCUCAAGAGCCCUGAGAUGGGCAACAAGCUCAAGGACUUCAAGUUCACCAAGGAGACCAAACUGAUGGAUCAGUUCUUCGAACGGCUUCGACUAGAGGACGGAAGGGCAUGGUACGGAACAACAUCGGUGGCAAAAGCGGUUGCCGAAGGUGCCAUCGGCCCUGGUGGCGGCAUCCUCAUCAUGAACAAUUCGCUAUUCCGCAGUUCGGACAUUCCAACGAGGAAAAAGUACGUCGCCAUGGUUGACAAGGUCAAAGGGGACGGUGGCGAUGUCAGGAUUCUCAGCAGUGACCACGAGAGCGGCAAGCGGCUGGACAUGCUGGGCAGUGUUGCCGCCAUUCUGUCCUACCCCAUCCACGACCUGGACGACGAUGAGGAUGAAGAUAGUGCUGCAGCUAGCGGUGAAGCGGGUGGCGAGUCAAUCAUCUGAUUCGACUGCGGAUACAUAUAUAUGAGUAAAUGAUACCAAACAAGUGCAU